Engraulis encrasicolus (European anchovy) is the source of this 4482-nucleotide messenger RNA. RefSeq names its product glucocorticoid receptor-like. Gene Ontology annotation, biological process: regulation of transcription by RNA polymerase II; nuclear receptor-mediated glucocorticoid signaling pathway. The coding region runs from base 1215 to 3758 and encodes 847 amino acids. Gene Ontology annotation, cellular component: nucleus; chromatin. Gene Ontology annotation, molecular function: estrogen response element binding; zinc ion binding; steroid binding. The record is from RefSeq and is a predicted model, not a curated record. NCBI's taxonomy places the organism in Eukaryota, Metazoa, Chordata, Actinopteri, Clupeiformes, Engraulidae. The transcript is spliced from 10 exons.
UCGGUAAAUUAACCAAGGUCUUAGUUCAAAGUCUCGUCAGUCUGUUUUUAUUUGUUUGUUGACACAACGUAUCCCUUUAGAGCGCUUAUCUUUACGCGUGUAAAUAUGUAAUUACACGGAUACAUUUUUUCUGCAGAAGAAAAAUCUCAAGUGCAUUAUUGUUUAUUUCUAGUCGGUACGAACGUGCCCUUCGCUCUCUUCGGUAGCCUAUUACUGUACACUGUACAGUCGAGUGCGCCAUUGAGUCCUGGUCUGUCAACGCAGCCUACGAAGCUCCUCUGGAACUUUUAACACCUUCUAGUGGACAAGAACCAUUCUGUUUUUUUCCUACGUGUAGUAGGCUAUUUGCGUUUUCAUACCUAGUUUUCGAGAGCAAAGUUAUCCAUAAUAUGGCUGGACGCGCCGAAGUUGCAUGACAUGUCUUAAUGUUAUGUUUUUGCGACUCGACGUUUUUAAGUUUAGCAUCGCAAAACAAACUCCUGCCAAGACGGUGUAAUUGUUUGUCAGUCUGUGAAAGAACACUGGUGCUUCGUGUUGAACACUGGCGUUUUGGUGCUACGCGUUAAACCGUUCAACACUGACGGCAAUGUUUGUCGAGUAAAUUACGCCAUUUGCCAACAGCACUCAGCUGGACUCUGCGCGCUAGCUAGCUUGCUAGCAAGGAUAUUCCUCUGAGGGGCGUUUACCGUUUGUGGGAGUGCGAAACUAGUCUGCAACAGUAUAGUCCGAUCAGUUACCUAAUACGUUUAUCUAGAUAGGCUAUCUUUUUAGCUCGCCGUUUCGCCCAGCUGUCUUUGCCAUUUUUCUUGUUUGUCUUUACGCGUCAGUGGAUACCCAGCAGAAUUGGGUGCUUAUGCACAGACUGAAGUGACCUUGACUUUCAACUGAACAGUUUAGAAGUUUAAGUUUGUAAACUCCGAGCGAAGGGCGCAACGAUUGCGUCCCCUCGUCGCUUCACCAAGACUGUCGAGAUCAGAAGCUGAAAUGCCAAGAUAUUGCUUGUCAUGACAGCGGGAGAUGAUUUGACGCCUUGCUUUGGUCCCGGUGACAGUACCUUGCAUUUAAUAAUGCCAGGAGACUAGCCAAGCGAAGAUCACGACGUGCUUGGAAACUAAUGGACUAACGUUGUAUUUUUUUUUAACGAUUGUGCCAUGUAUGUUUGCCCGCUCUUGGAAAUGAUCUAGACGAGUUGAUUUUGGAAGCAGAAUUGUAAAAUGGAUCAAGGCGGACUGAGACGUAACCCCCAGGAUAACAACCUGGCUUUUGGCAAGCAGGCGAGCGUGGUGGGAGAGGGGGGCUUUGGGAGUGACAUUGGAAGUGGAGGCGGCAUGCACGUGUCAGUCACCACAGGGCAGCCUAUGCUCAGGUCCCUGUCGGGACCCCGCACCACCGCGGACGGCCCUUUCGGAGGCCUGAACAGCAACGUCAGCAACUUCAGCCUCCAGAGGGACCACCACACACCUCACACGCUCAUGGGGCUGGGGCUGGGGCUCCGGGGACUUUCAGGGGCCGGCCACAGGGAGGGGGCCCCCCACGGUAAGGCCACGUUUGGGAAAUCCUUGCGGCCCCAUCAUCCGGACACGUUGGGCCCCAUGGGCGUCGGGCUCGGGGACAGCUUUUUGCCCAGUCUGGAGACUCUGGCUGACCUGGGCAUGUCCUUCUCCUCUGGCAACCCCUCCUCUGCCGGCCACGUCAGAGAACUGGAGCCGAUCAGCAUCAAAACGGAGGAUUUCUCGCCUGCCAUCGACACGGACAGACACACGCCUGGCCUCGGCGGCGGAGGUGGAGAUGGAGGUGCGCCGGAUUUCGACCUGCUUGAUUUCCCGGAUGUUGUGGACCUGCCGGACUCGCUGGCCGCACUGGAGCAGCUGUACGUGGCGAACGAGGACAACUUCCUGCCCUCCCUGACCGGGGACGACGGGCUGUUGGGGGACGGCCUCGGCAAGGAGAGCAAGCCUGGGUCUAGUGGUGGUGGUGGUGUUGGCGGCUGCAAUGGCGGCGGCUGCAUUGGCAUGAACGGAUCCGAGCCUCAGUCACGGCACCAGCAGCAGCCAGGGCUGUCACUGCCACAGCAGCAGCAGCAGCAGACCCACCAGCCCCUCAUGAACAUGGGCCAGUCCGGCCCGCAGCCCGGCGGCGGCGGCGGAAUCACCGGCAUCACCAUCAAGACGGAGAAGGACAGCGGCGACUGCAUCUCGCUGUGCACGGCCGGCGUCAUCAAGAUGGAGAACGAGAUGCGCAGCCACUGCCAGAUGUCGGUGAUGGACGCCACGCACACAGGAGGCCCCUCUGCCUCCGUCUCCUCCGUGGGCUCCGGAGGCCUGGGCAGCUCCAUGGGAUAUUUCGGAUAUGGAACCGGCGUGCCACCCCACGGCAUGCAAGGGGAGCAUGUGUCCCAGGAUCAGAAGCCCCUCCUGGGCCUCUACCCGCCCGUGUCCUCCCUGGCCGACAGCUGGGGCCGGAGCGGCGGAGUUUUUGGGGAUCUGGGCGGCAUGCAGAGGUCUGGCGACCAGGUGCUGCCUUCUCCAUCGUCCUACCUCAUGAACUACAACGGCACUGCCAACAGACCCGAGGCCAGCGGUUCUGGCGGGCCGUCGGCAUCGGCGGGGAAGCCGAGCGGUCCGGCCCACAAGAUAUGCCUGGUGUGCUCGGACGAGGCCUCGGGAUGCCACUACGGCGUCCUCACCUGUGGCAGCUGCAAGGUCUUCUUCAAGAGGGCCGUGGAAGGAUGGCGGGCACGGCAAAACACGGAUGGACAACACAACUAUCUGUGUGCUGGACGCAAUGACUGCAUCAUCGACAAGAUCCGGAGAAAGAACUGUCCAGCCUGCCGUUUCAGGAAGUGUAUACAAGCUGGCAUGAACCUGGAAGCGCGCAAGAACAAGAAGCUGAUCCGGCUGACGCGGCAGCAGAGCGGCGGCGGGGAGGGGAGCGGCCUGGGAGGCCCCGGCAUGCGCCCGGACGAGCGGCAGUGCGCGCUGGUGCCCAAGUCCAUGCCCACGCUCACGCCCACCAUGCUGUCGCUGCUCAAGGCUAUCGAGCCGGAGGUGCUGUACUCGGGCUACGACAGCACCAUCCCCGACACCUCCACGCGCCUCAUGACCACGCUCAACCGCCUGGGCGGCAAGCAGGUCAUCUCCGCCGUCAAGUGGGCCAAGUCACUGCCAGGCUUCAGGAACCUGCACCUGGAUGACCAGAUGAUGCUUCUGCAGUGCUCGUGGCUCUUCCUCAUGUCCUUCAGCCUGGGCUGGCGCUCCUACCAGCAGAGCAGCGGUGGUAUGCUCUGCUUCGCGCCCGACCUCGUCAUCAACGAGGAUAGGAUGAAGCUCCCCCACAUGAGUGAGCAGUGUGAGCAGCUACUGAAGAUCUGCAAUGAGUUUGUGCGUCUUCAGGUGUCCUAUGACGAGUACCUCUGCAUGAAGGUCCUGCUACUCCUCAGCACAAUACCAAAGGAUGGGCUGAAGAGCCAGGCUGUGUUUGACGAGAUCCGAAUGGCCUACAUCAAGGAGCUGGGCAAGGCCAUCGUGAAGCGCGAGGACAACAGCUCCAGCCAGAACUGGCAGCGAUUUUACCAGCUCACCAAGCUGCUCGACACCAUGCAAGAGAUGGUGGAGGGCCUCCUGAACUUCUGCUUCUACACCUUCAUAAAUAAGUCCCUGAGCGUGGAGUUCCCCGAGAUGCUGGCCGAGAUCAUCAGCAACCAAAUACCAAAAUUCAAAGACGGGAGCGUCAAGACCCUGCUGUUCCAUCAGAAAUGACUGCCUUAAAUCUCCCCUUCCCCCACUCUCUCUCUACACACACACACACACACACACACACACACACACACACACACACACACACACACACACACACACACACACACACACACACACACACACACACACACACACACACACACACACACACACAGCUACACGUCACCAUGCCUUAAGAAUCGCCCGAAAUGAAACCCAGGCCAGCAAACUCUCUCACACACACACACACACAGACACACAGGCACAGAUCCGAAAACAGACACAGGUGUACACAUGCAGAAUAGACACACGCGCACGCACACACACACACACACACACACACACACACACACACACACACACACACACACACACACACACAAAUGCAGAUACACUUUCAUGUAAAAACAGACACACACACACACACACACAAUAUGUGCACACUACCACGUUCACAGGGCCCAGCCACCUGGACGAAGAAACCUGUCCUUCUGAGCAUAAGAAAGUCGCUGGAGCAUCUCAGAUGUGGAAGAUUAUUUUCUGAUUUUAGAGUAGACCAGUGCCAAAGUAACAUGUCAAUGUUACCACGUCUUCUUUAGUCAUUCAAGGUUAGUUUGGCAAUGACUCGGACGAAGACGCGGUUAACGUUGAAACGCUCAUGAAAGUUUGGCACUGCUCUAAAUUAAAAACAGAAAAAUAGGUCUUCCGCAUCUGAGACUCUCCCAUGACUUGUCUUUCCGACUUU